Drechmeria coniospora is the source of this 1905-nucleotide messenger RNA. RefSeq names its product Complex I intermediate-associated protein 84. The record is from RefSeq and is a predicted model, not a curated record. Lineage: Eukaryota; Fungi; Ascomycota; Sordariomycetes; Hypocreales; Ophiocordycipitaceae. The coding region runs from base 1 to 1905 and encodes 634 amino acids. The transcript is spliced from 2 exons. Gene Ontology annotation, molecular function: protein binding.
AUGGAUGCAGAUCAUGAUUUGGAGAAGCCGCAUGCUCGACGACCUACGGCCACAGUCGCGGAAGGAGUUGCUCGAAUCAAACCAAUUUCGUCUGCCGAUCUGUCCAUGGCCCGCCAAGUUCUCCUAGACAUUGAGCCUUACGAACGAAGCAAGCAUCACUUGGACUUGGCCAAAACCGUAUACGCAGUCUGGUCGGCCGGUGGCGUCGGUGGCAAAGCGCGGUCACCCGAGCUCCAAUGGAGUUAUCUUGUUCGAUCGCUCGCCCGCUACGGCGGGUCUCAGGAGGCUCUGCAAAUGCUGUACACGAAGUGGAAUGACUCCACCUACGCACCAUACCUGAAUGGCGACGAAAGGCUCGUCGAGGCUGUUGCGCGAGGACUCGCUCGCGAGGGGCUGGAGAGGGAACUCGUCGAACUGAUCGAACAUGCCGAAAGCCAUGGCGUACCCUACGAUGCCGGCCUACAAUCCGUCGCUGUUAUAUACUUCGCACAACGAGACCGAGUUCCCGAAACCAAGAUGUGGCUUGCGAAAGCAAUACCCCAACAGUCCAGUCAUGUGGACGUGUACCGGGAGGUGGCUUUCUUUGCGAUGCGCAAUGGCCUGCAAAGUUGGGCGACGCCGAUGUUUGUACAACUUGGCGAAUCGCAACCGAAAAAGAAGCAUUGGGAUGUUCUGUUGCAGGCCAUUCUUCUCCACGGCAAGUGCCUCGACGAGGUCAACACGAUGAUGUCGCACAUGGUCGAUCGCAACGGCACGCUGUCGCCCGACAUGAACACGCUGAAUGGUCUCCUUCGAGUGGCUGUUGAGGCAAAUGAUUUGUCACUCGCGGACGAGAUCCUUGCUGACGAGAUCUUGGCUCUGGGUACGGAAAGGGGACUGUCGCCGAACGGUGAGACUUACAUGAUCUUGCUACAAAUGCACCUGGUGACGGGUGAUUUGGCUGGAGCCAAGGCUGCGCACGAUAAAAUCAGACAUUUGGAGCCCUGGGCGAACCAGGCAAAGCCAGAACUGUUCAGCGAGUAUCGGCACCUACUGAGCCGGUACCUGGUGGUGCUUUGCCAGCAGGCACGGCCGGACUUUGCGCUCAUCGCUACGCUGUUGGAGACCAUCGAAGAGGAUCAAAUCCUGUUGGAUCCAGAGACGGCGGCCUUGAUCUGCGUCAAGUUUCUCGACAACGACCAGCACUUUGAUGUCAUGGACAUUUUGUCCGUGCAUGCGUUCCUGUACAGCGAGGGGCAGCGGGAAGUUGUCCAGAACGCAUUCGUAGGAUUUUGUCUUGAUUCUCAAACGAGCACUUCGCGAGCCUGGGGGUGCUACCAGAUUCUCCAGCAGUUCUUCGAGGAUACCAGCUUCGAGCGACGGAUGAAGCUUAUGGAAUCUUUCUUCGACCGCAAACGGCCCGACAUGGCGUCCAAAGUCUUCGGUCACAUGCGGCAACACAGAAACAAAUCAUAUCACCCUAGGAUAGACACGUACGUCGGAUGUUUGGAAGGAUUCGCACGCUUUCCAGACGUCGAGGGGCUGGCGAUGGUGCACAACAUGCUCAAGAUGGACACGACGAUACAACCGACAACAAGGCUUCGCACAGCCAUGAUUCUGGCGUACGCAGCGUGCGGAGAGUCCCUGACGGCUCUGGAUUUCUGGGACGAGAUUACGCUGUCGAGCGAGGGGCCGUCAUACGCAAGUCUCGAGGCCGUCUUCUGGGCACUGGAGAAGAAACCGGGAGGGGACAAGAAGGCACGCGAAAUAUGGGAGAGGAUAGAGAGGAUGGAUCUAGAGGUGCCACCGGCCGUCUACAAUGCCUACAUUGGCGCCGUCGCCGGCAGCGGCAACGAAAAGGAGAUUCGAGGUCUUAUCAUGAACAUGGCGUCCUUUGUCGGAGCGGAGCCGGACGCAAUGACGUGA